Cucumis sativus (cucumber) is the source of this 836-nucleotide messenger RNA. RefSeq lists its product as hypothetical. The record is from RefSeq and is a predicted model, not a curated record. The coding region runs from base 84 to 659 and encodes 191 amino acids. Gene Ontology annotation, cellular component: nucleus. Lineage: Eukaryota; Viridiplantae; Streptophyta; Magnoliopsida; Cucurbitales; Cucurbitaceae. The transcript has 3 exons.
UAAAUAAUAAUUUGAAACCAAUUCUACUUCUUCGUUUUCUGACCUAAUUCUUCUCACUUUCAUUCAAUCUCUCUGUCCAAACGAUGAAGCAUUCCAAUGGAAAACACGAACAUAACAAUCGCUCCAAAUCGAAAUUCAUGAACAACAAUAAACACAAUAAUAUUAAACGGUUGGGAGGGAAGGGCCUUUCGCUUGAGGCAUUCGCGAAUGCUAAAUCAACUACCGAUUACUAUAAUCCAGCUUUGAUAAAAAAGCAAAGAGAGUUCUAUAAGAAUGCUAAACAUGUCAACAAGUAUAAGAAGUUAGUAAAGCAUCAGAAUCAACCGAAUGAGAGGCCUUCUAGCUCUACUGUUACCCUUGUCGAGGGUGAAAAUGAAACCAAAUUCGAGAAUCAGACGAACGAUAGAUGUGGGAAAGAAAGGAAUAAAGGUGUACCUAGUCUUCAGGCACUGUAUGAGAGAAAACAUGAAGAGAAAGAGAAAGCAAGAAUGGAGAAAGAAGCCAUUAUCGCUGCAAAAAAGGAAGAACGAGAAAGGGCUAAGGCUAGACGAAACUCCACAAGAGAAAAAAUGUUCAAAAGGACACAAAAAGGUCAGCCAGUUAUGAAGUACAGAAUUGAGCAUCUUUUGGAAACUAUUGGAGCCUCAACGAACCACUAAGGCCUUUUGUUGUUUUCACUGAAUUUUGUAGAACUUUUUGUCCCUUUAGGAAAUGUAUAUUAUAUUCUCGUGUACCUUUUAGUUUGCUUCAUUAUACAAUCAAAUUAUUCCAGUGUAUUACAAUUUUUAGUCUAAUCUAAAUCAUCCAUUUGCUUAAUAUAAUCAUAUUGCCGUCCA